UUGGCCAAUCAUAUGGCCUGUUACCCAUACGUUAUGUUAUGCUCAUUGCUGGUAAGAGUCACAGAAACAGACUGUUUCCUGUUCUAUAUCCUUCGACUAAAGUAAGUGAUAAAGCAUCAUGAAAAUAGCUUCUUUCAAUGUUCAGAAAUUUGGAAAGAGGAAAUUAUCAGAUCCAGCAGUUGUGACAACUCUUGUUCAGACAGUGUCACGUUAUGAUAUCGUAGUCAUUCUGGAGGUGGUGGAUGCAAGUGGGAAAGCCGUGGACAUAUUUAUGAAGGAGCUAAACAAGAUCAACCCAAAACGUCCUUUCACUAUGAAGAUCAGCACACGCUUGGGAAGGACAAUGUACAAAGAACAGUUUCUGUUCCUUUAUAGGGAGGAUCAGGUGAAAGUGAUUGGAACUUAUCAGUAUGAGGACAAUCAGCCUGGAGAUGAGGAUGCAUUUGAUAGAGAGCCCUAUGUUCUGCGGUUCUCCUGUCCCAGCACAGUGGUGAAAGAUCUAGUAAUGAUCCCUGUCCACACUAAGCCUGAUGACUCUGAGAAGGAGUUAGACGAAUUGUAUGAUGUUGUCCAGGUUGUGAAACAGAAAUGGAAAACUGAUAAUAUCAUGGUUUUAGGAGACUUUAAUGCAGAUGGCAGUUAUGUAUCCAAAAAAGAGAUGAAGGCGAUUCGCAUCUUCAGUGACAAAAACUUCCACUGGCUGAUCACUGAUGAUGUUGAUACCACCACACGUACGGGAAACGAUAAUACUUAUGACAGGAUUGUGGUGCAUGGAAAGAAAUUGCUAGACGCUAUUGUGCCAAACUCUGCCAAACCAUUUAACUUCCAAAAGGAAUUUGGACUGACUGAAUCUGAUGCACUCAAAGUCAGUGAUCAUUACCCCGUGGAGGUGGAACUCAAAGAAGGCAAGCGUGGCAAAUAGAAAAGAUGGAAAAAGCCUGAAGGAAGGAAACCAGCUUCUGAACAUGGGCUAAGCAUGGAUUAAAACAAUUUACAAUAAAAUGUAUCUUUAA
This is a messenger RNA of Electrophorus electricus (electric eel), 1013 nucleotides long. RefSeq names its product deoxyribonuclease 1 like 4, tandem duplicate 1 (gene dnase1l4.1). Gene Ontology annotation, cellular component: nucleus. Gene Ontology annotation, biological process: DNA catabolic process. NCBI's taxonomy places the organism in Eukaryota, Metazoa, Chordata, Actinopteri, Gymnotiformes, Gymnotidae. Gene Ontology annotation, molecular function: deoxyribonuclease I activity; DNA binding. The record is from RefSeq and is a predicted model, not a curated record.